Messenger RNA from Caenorhabditis elegans, 269 nucleotides. The record is from the annotation of a RefSeq genome assembly. NCBI's taxonomy places the organism in Eukaryota, Metazoa, Nematoda, Chromadorea, Rhabditida, Rhabditidae.
UUCUCUUUUUGUGCCCGAAAAAGGAAUUUUUUUCAGUAUUUGAAUGCUCUUGGAUACUACGCAGUUCUUGCUUACAAAUUCAUUUACUUCUGUGUCCAGCAUGAUGCAAAUGCUAACAAGAUCAAGGAUGCUGAUCCAUUGGAUUGGGAUCCCGAAACUCCUUAUAUGGGUCCUAUUGAGCAGCCUGGUAAUGGUAAAGUGAUCGAUCUGGAAGUUGAGGGUGGCGCAUCGACAAAGGAUUUCUCGAAAAGAAAUGCGAAGGAGAAGAU